Messenger RNA from Pteronotus mesoamericanus, 2101 nucleotides. It is a transcript of the gene SCPEP1, whose product is annotated as serine carboxypeptidase 1. Lineage: Eukaryota; Metazoa; Chordata; Mammalia; Chiroptera; Mormoopidae. Gene Ontology annotation, molecular function: serine-type carboxypeptidase activity. The coding region runs from base 40 to 1389 and encodes 449 amino acids. The record is from RefSeq and is a predicted model, not a curated record. The transcript has 13 exons. Gene Ontology annotation, biological process: proteolysis.
CCUCCAGCCUGUUGCUGAUGCUGCAGCGCGGUGUUCGUCAUGGAGCUAGCGCCGCGGUUGUUUCUUGUGCCCGUGCUUCUGCUGCUGCUUCUGGGCUUCAGGACCGGAGCCAUUUGCGACCUGCCCCCAGAUGAGGGCAAAGAAGUAUGGGAUUAUGUGACUGUCCGGAAGGAUGCCCACAUGUUCUGGUGGCUCUAUUAUACCACCAGCCCCUGCAAGAACUACUCAGAACUGCCCCUGGUUAUGUGGCUUCAGGGGGGUCCAGGCGGAUCCAGCACUGGAUUUGGAAACUUUGAGGAAAUCGGGCCCCUUGACAGUGAUCUCAAACCACGAAGAACUACCUGGCUCCAGUCUGCCAGCCUGCUGUUCGUGGACAACCCCGUGGGCACUGGGUUCAGUUAUGUGGAGGACGAUGGCGCGUAUGCCAAAAACCUUGCCACAGUGGCGUCCGACAUGAUGGCCCUCCUGGAGUCCUUCUUCAAUUGCCGCCAGGAGUUUCAGACGGUUCCAUUCUACAUUUUCUCAGAGUCCUAUGGAGGAAAAAUGGCUGCUGGCAUCGCUCUAGAACUUCAUAAGGCUAUUCAGCAAGGGACAAUCAAGUGCAACUUCUCUGGUGUUGCUUUGGGUGACUCCUGGAUCUCCCCAAUCGAUGCGGUGCUCUCUUGGGGACCUUACCUGUACAGCAUGUCUCUUCUCGAUGACCAAGGUCUGGCAGAAGUGUCUGAGGUUGCAGAGCAGGUCUUGGAUGCCAUAGAUAAGGGGCACUACAAAGAGGCCACCCAGCUGUGGGGAAAAGCAGAAAUUGUCGUCGAACAGAACACAGAUGGGGUGAACUUCUAUAACAUCUUAACUAAAAACUCUCCCAUGUCUGCAAUGAAGUCAAGCCUAGAAUUUACCCAGAGCCACCUAGUUCACCUUUACCAACGCCACGUGAGACACCUCAAUCGGGACGACUUGUAUCAGCUCAUGAAUGGCCCCAUCAGAACGAAGCUCAAAAUUAUUCCAAAGAAUUGCUCCUGGGGAGGCCAGGCUGACAGCGUCUUCCUGAACAUGGAGGAGGACUUCAUGAAGCCUGCCAUCAGCAUCGUGGACGAGUUGCUGGACGCCGGGAUCAACGUGACCGUGUAUAACGGACAGCUCGAUCUGAUCGUGGACACCAUGGGUCAGGAGGCCUGGGUGCGGAAACUCAAGUGGGCAGAGCUGCCCAAAUUCAGUCAGCUAAAGUGGAAGCCCCUGUACUUAGACCCUGUAUCUUCUGAAACGUCUGCUUUUGUCAAGAGCUACAAGAACCUGGCUUUCUACUGGAUUCUCAAAGCUGGACACAUGGUUCCUUCUGACCAAGGGGACAUGGCUCUGAAGAUGAUGAAGCUGGUGACUGGGCAAGAAUAGGAUGCACUGGGCUGGAGGCGAGCUGCUUGGCCUGGGGGCGCGGAAGCUGAAGGGAGCGCCGCAGAGCUGCGGGGAAGCCUGAUCCCCCCCGCCCGCAAAUCUGACUUGGGCUGUGGUUGCGAAGGCUCCUGCCAGCUUCCGCCGAGAACAAGCUCACCGCCUCUGUGGCAACCGAGAAAGCAUUUCUGCUUCUGCAAAAGCCUGAGAUUUUUUUUAAUGGAUUUGUUUUCAUCAAAAUGAAGGUGUUGAAUUAUAUAACUUUUAUUAUAAAAGCAACUUAUGUGUUUUAUAUUAAAAAGGGUGGGGGGAGGGAUGGAGGCAAACAAAGAACAAAAUAAUUACCUAUAUACUCCCUUCCCUAGGAUACACACUUACUAACACUGUAGUGUAUAUCUUUGGGAGUGUUGUUUUUGCUAUAAAUACAUUUUUUUUGCAAAAAUUUAAUCAUUAUUUUACUGUCUACUUUGUUCACACAUCAGAAUGUCAUCAACACCUUUCCAUGUCAAUAAAUGUCCUUGUAUAACAUUUUUAAUGGCUGCUGAGAAUUCCAUUUCAUUGAUGUACCAUGAUUUAUGUACCAAAUGCCCAACUGUUCCCCAUAAGCAAUUUUUAGUUUGUUACAAACAGUCCUCUGGUAAUUCACCUUGAUCGUUAUAUUUUUAUGCACAUCCUCAUUAUUUUCUUAAAAUAAAUUCCUAAAUGCAUAAUUGUU